AUGAAAAAUUUACCUUUCUAUAAAGUAUGUAAACUCCUAGAUGAACUCGAGGGCUUGAUCUGCAGAUUUCCACCAUUGCUUCCCAAAACUCUGAAGGAGAAGGUGAGUGAUACUUGGAUUCGUUGGUUCAAACUCCAUCGCGAUACCUUGGAUGCUAUGCACAAAGACGACCCUUCGGUUCUCUUUACUCUCAAACCAGAGGUCCUGGAUGAUUGA
Molecule: messenger RNA, 216 nt
Organism: Botrytis porri
Lineage: Eukaryota; Fungi; Ascomycota; Leotiomycetes; Helotiales; Sclerotiniaceae
Exons: 1
Coding region: 1-216 (71 amino acids)
Source: RefSeq, a predicted model, not a curated record